Molecule: messenger RNA, 1152 nt
Organism: Fusarium poae
Lineage: Eukaryota; Fungi; Ascomycota; Sordariomycetes; Hypocreales; Nectriaceae
Exons: 4
Coding region: 1-1152 (383 amino acids)
Biological process (GO): transport
Molecular function (GO): transporter activity
Source: RefSeq, a predicted model, not a curated record
AUGGGUCUUUUUAGAAGCGACGAUGACAACGAUGCCCCCGUCACCUGUCCUACACAUUCACUAGCCCAAGAUGCACAUCAAAAUCUUGUUGGCAAUCUCAGUUUCUAUCAAUUCGCCAUGAUUCUUGGUGGCUCAUGUUCUGCUGUGGCCAUGAUCGUUAUGUUCACCUGCAAGCAACUCCACGCAACGCACCUCUCAAAUCCCUCCGAGCAGGUCAAGAUCAUGCGAGUCGGCAACCUCAUCUCUGCUUUCGCCCUCAUCUCAUUCCUUUCUAUCUGUUUCCCCACUGCCGAGGUCUACAUCCAGCCAUGGCUUCACGUCUUUGAAGGUUUCGCUCUCGGAUCCUUCUUUCUGCUCCUCUGCGAUUAUGUAUCGCCCCACCGCGACCAGCGCGAUGUCUUUUUCGCGACCAAGCGAAAUAAUGGAAUGAAAUGGUUCAAGACCCGCUGGGUCAUGAUUUUUCAGAUGCCAGUCCUUGCCAUUGGUGUUGCCAUUGCAACUGACAUCACCCAAGCUGCUGGCGUCUUCUGUCAAGAGAGCAACUCGCGCGAGUUCGCCAACAUUUACCUGCGCGUUAUUAUGACCAUCUCGCUCAUUGUUUCUGUCGCCGCGAUCCUUCAGAUGUACAUGCUCCUCAAGAAGGACCUUGCCCAUCACUCCCCGAUGCUCAAGCUUACCGCCUUUAAAAUUGUGGUUGGAUUGACCUUUCUCCAAGAGAUCAUCUUUUGGAUCCUCGGAGACCAAGGCGUUCUCGAGCCUACCGAUGUACUCACAUACGCUGAUGUUCAUAUCAGUCUUCCCAACCUUGUCACUUGUGUUCUGAUGGUCCCCCUGUCGAUAUUCUUCUACAUUGCCUACCCUUGGAAGGUCUAUGUCCACGGUCACGGUCGUGGAACAUUUGCCAAGCUGGAAGAGAAUGACAGGCCAGAGCAAUCCUACCAGGGAGGACCGUUUGGCAUUUACGCUUGGCUGGCAAUGCUUAACCCAUCUGAUUCUUUGAAGGCGAUCCUGUUUAUCUUUCAGGGUACUGAGAGGAGAACAUCGCCUGGAACUCCCGUUGCUAUGACUGGGUAUAACUCGGAUGAUGCUUUGAUGUCGCGUCCCUACAAUGCAGACUCUUACUCUGCCACAGCCCAGGGACAACGUCUUUGA